CUCACUAACGCGGUCGCUUUAUGGAUCCAUCAUCUCUUUAACCUUUCUCUCCUCUCUCAGUUUUGAAAAUUUUCAAAUUCAAAACAAACAGCUUCUCUUCUUACUAAGAAAAUAGAUUCUUAGGGUUCAAUGGAUUUGAGUCGUACUAACUCAACCAUUCAUCGGUUACUUCUACUCUCCGUCCUCGUCGCCACGAUUCCCCUGACGGCGUCUCAAUCCGAACCCAAUACAUCCCCUGCGUCACCGUCUCCGCCUCCUGAUUCCGAUCUAUGCAACGGCGUGUUCGUUUCGUACACUCACACCAAGGGAUCUAAGAUCCCACCCACCGACUCAACCAAUCAGCCGUACCGGUUCGAAUCUCUCAUCACUGUGCUCAACAACGGCCACGACGAGCUCAAAUCAUGGCGCGUCUUCGUCAAAUUCGCCCACCGCGAGAUUCUCGUCUCCGCCUCCAACGCCGUGCUCUCCGACGGCUCGAGCCUCCCGGCGAGAGUCGGGAACGGCACCGUAUUCGCCGGUUAUCCGUCGUCGGAUUUGAAGUCGGCUAUUCAGACGGCCGGUGACGUCACCCAGAUGCAAGCGCGUGUCGAGCUCGUCGGGACGCAGUUCGGAGUGGCGCCGCCGAAUGUGCCGCUUCCUACGAAUCUCACUCUCGCUACUGAUGGAUGGAAGUGUCCCAAAGCCACCCAAAAAGGUAAAAAUGUUCUGCAAGUAUGUUGUAUGCCGGAUCCAGACUAUGAAAACUCAGACAUCAUUGAUAAUAAGUUCCUUCCUCGAAAAAAUGGAGAUCUCACUAUCAUGUACGAUGUGAUCGGAUCAUCUGCAUCAGAUUAUCUGGCACAAGUCACCAUGGAGAACCAUAACCCGCUUGGCCGGCUGGAUAACUGGAAACUAAGUUUUGACUGGAUGCGAGAUGAGUUUAUCAACACCAUGAAAGGUGCUUACCCGAGUCUUGUUGAUUCAUCAGGUUGUAUCAAUGGCCCACAAGCCAAGUACUAUCAAGGUCUUGAAUUCUCCAAAGUGUUAAGCUGUGCAAGACGGCCAACCAUCAUUGACCUCCCUCUUACGAAAUAUAAUGAUACUGAGUAUGGCCGUAUCCCAUUUUGCUGUAGAAACGGGACGAUUCUGCCACGGUCUAUGGAUCCUAGCAAGUCGAUCUCAUCUUUCCAGAUGCAGGUGUACAAAAUGCCUCCUGAUCUUAACAUCUCUGCUCUUUCACCUCCUCAGAACUGGCGUAUCAACGGUACACUUAACCCGGACUACAAGUGUGGCCCUCCUGUUCGAGUGAGCCCGAGCCAGUUCAUUGAUCCUAGUGGAUUACCUUCGAACAGAACAGCUUUCGCGAGCUGGCAGGUGGUCUGUAACAUCACCGAGCCAAAAGACGCGACUCCAAAAUGCUGUGUAUCGUUCUCUGCCUACUUCAAUGACUCGAUCAUACCAUGCAAGACUUGCGCUUGUGGGUGUUCAAGCAACAAAGCGGCUCGCACGUGCAGCACAACCACCCCGGCUCUUCUUCUCCCUCAACAAGCUCUCCUGGUUCCAUUCGAGAACCGAACCGAACUUACCGUGACUUGGUCUAUUCUAAAACACCGGCCCGUGCCAAACCCAAUGCCUUGUGGGGAUAACUGUGGAGUUAGCAUCAACUGGCACUUGGCUACUGACUACCGAGGCGGGUGGACAGCUCGGAUCACAGUCUUUAACUGGGGAGAAACAAACUUUGCAGAUUGGUUUACUGCUUUUCAGAUGAAAAACGCUGCACCAGGUUUCGAGAAAGCUUACUCGUUCAACGCAAGUACACUUGGUAUCAACGGGGAGAACAAUACUAUCUUCAUGGAGGGUCUUCCCGGAUUGAACUAUCUCGUAGCAGAAAGAGACGGUGACAAUCCUUUGAAGAACCCUAGGGUUCCUGGGAAACAACAGUCCGUUGUUUCCUUCACCAAGAAACUGACUCCGGGAAUCAAUGUCCGUGGAGGAGAUGGCUUCCCGAGCAAAGUGUUCUUCAACGGUGAGGAGUGUUCUCUCCCAUCUAUACUGCCAACGAGCAACGGCCACCAAUGGAGACAUAUCUCUGCUUUCCUCCUGGCAUUACCGGUUUUGGUUCUCUUGCUUCUCCGGGUGUAGCUGUAUUGAAGCCUCCUGUGAUGGGUUGACGAUACAGUUUCUUGAUUGUUUCCCGGUUUACUUGAAAACCGGCCAGAUCUGUGGUUUUUUUGGAAUAGAGAAUCAAAUCGAUUCUUUUUCAGCUGGUGGUGUGUUGGAAAAGAAGCUAAUAUAUAGUGCUAUGAAGAUAUGUUUACCAUUCUUGUAUUAGAGUUUCAGUAUGUAUACUUAUAUACUCUUUCUCGGUCAUUGAUUUGUUCUGAAUCCUC
Eutrema salsugineum is the source of this 2369-nucleotide messenger RNA. RefSeq names its product COBRA-like protein 7. Gene Ontology annotation, biological process: cellulose microfibril organization. The record is from RefSeq and is a predicted model, not a curated record. The transcript is spliced from 2 exons. Gene Ontology annotation, cellular component: membrane. NCBI's taxonomy places the organism in Eukaryota, Viridiplantae, Streptophyta, Magnoliopsida, Brassicales, Brassicaceae. Bases 130 to 2121 code for a protein of 663 amino acids.